UGCUGGUCCACACUUGCGGCUGCCGCCAAGUGCCCGCCAAACAGGGGCCCGCCCCAAGCUCUAUUUUUUUUAGGUUCCCUAUUUUUUUUUACCUUUUGGCUGCCAACAUAAGUGGGAGACUUUUUUGCAUAUUUAUUUCUCUGCAGCACGCUCUCGGGGUUUCCGUGUUUCAAUUGGACUUGGGGUCAGAGCGGAUUGUAUUAUUUGCAGCCAAAGGAGAUCUCCAGCCGAAUUCCUCGUGCUCUCGUGCGUCGAGCAAACACAACCAGCGCCUAUACCCAGAUCGUAUGCGCCGCGCAGGAUCGAGCAUCAAGAUGGCCUCAGAGGUCGUCCGCGAGGGCGUCUUUGCCAUCAACAAGCCUUGCGGCCACAGUUCGGCGCAAGUUAUUCGAGAAUGUCAACAGCGCUUCAACCCUUCCAGCUACUUCAAGCCAAUGCUUGAUGCCGAAAAAGCGCGACUACUGCGAGAAUCCGGAUCACGAUCGCUUGGACGCAAGCAAGAGAGAAAAGCAUCGCAAGUCAAGAUGGGACACGGCGGAACACUGGAUCCUCUGGCGACGGGCGUGCUGAUCCUCGGCAUCGGGUCGGGCACCAAGACGCUGUCGCAGUUCCUUGACUGCACCAAGACGUACGAAACGGUUGUUGUAUUUGGCGCCAGCUCCGAUACAUACGACAGAGUCGGCCGAAUUCUCACAAAACGCCCAUACGACCACAUCACAAAGGAAAAGGUAGAGGCUGCGCUGGAAACCUUCAAGGGCAAGCAGAUGCAGAUCCCGCCCCUGUACUCUGCUCUCAAGAUGAACGGCAAGCCACUAUACGAGUAUGCCCGUGAAGGCAAACCAAUCCCUCGCGAAAUUGAGGGCCGCGAGAUCGAAGUACUCGAAAUCGAGCUUGUAGAUUGGUACGAGCCUGGCAAGCACAACCACCGCUGGCCGCAAGAGGAGGCCGAGGCAUCCGAGCGCAACCUCGCCGAGCAGGUCUGGCGACUGAAGAAGCAGCAAGAAACUGGCAAGAAGCUGACUGAGGAGGAAAAGGAGGAGGAUGACCAGGCCAUUGCUGCCCACGAAUCCUUCAAGAAGAAGUUUGAAGAGCGCCAGGACCAGCUCAUCAAAGACUCGCCCAUAGGCAGCCCCCGCCCCAAGGGUAAUGGCAAGAAGGACAGCGCUGCCAUGAUGUCUGGUGCUCUUGGCUCACUGCCUCAAUCAACCUACUCAAACAAAGGCAAGGACCUGAUCCCGCCCUCACCUGAUGUGAGCACUCCUCCUCCAUGGAGCGAUGAGGGCCCUGCUGCCUGCAAGAUCCGCCUCAAGGUCACAUCCGGCUUCUACGUGCGCAGCUUCUGCCACGAUCUCGGUGCCAAGCUGGACUCUGCUGCCCUCAUGGCCGAGCUCUGCCGCACGCGCCAGAGCGACUUCACCGUCGGCGGCGUCAACUGCCUGGAGUACGACGACCUGCUCAAGGGUGAGGAUGUCUGGGCUCCCCAGGUGGCAGACAUGCUUGCGCGCUGGAACGGCGAGCCGGAAGGCACAUGGGAUGCGGGCAAGAAGGAGGCCAAGGCAGACGGAGACUCCAAGACUUCUUCACAAAAUAACAAGCGCCGCCGUUCUGAAUCGCCCGAUACCAAGGACAGACCUCGCAAGGCUGUCACGAGAUCUAGCGACAAGGAUGGGCUGAAGCCUGCUGCUGCCAAUGGCGCAUCCGAGGAUGAAAAAUCAUGGAACGGUUUUGAUGAUUAAGAGAGCCGGAUGGGGUACGAGAAAUAACUGGCUAGAACAAAUUUGGACAUUUACAGAAUAAGACUUUGCAUUAGGAUGGAAGCUUCGGCGUUUUGCUCGGUUUUGUCGAUAUAUAACUUCAUUUUCUGGGAAUACAUGGCAAUUCACAACCCACCCAAUCCUGCAAUAGUCCAAAAGUGUUUAACUUAGGUUAAUAAGCAAGUCUUGGGAGAGCUUAAAAGCUCGUCUGCUCUUCAUGUUGGGAUAAUUCACUGUAUAUCAAUCGUCAUCUUCUCCCUAUGUUAUGCUAUGCUUUGUUCCCUUCCCAUCAUGGCCGUCAUGGACACCACCGGGCCAUCCAUCGCAAUUAGCAUGCAAGAAUCCCAAAGCAAACAACUAAUUUUUCAAUACGCCAAGAAUGCGAUAAACCAAUAUCAUAAAUCAUGAGUGUGUGUUGGUUUCAGCGUGUUUUCCACCAUACGCAACUGUGCUGGUACCGCGGUAGACAGUCCCGACCUAGCUGAGUCCUUCCAUUGCUUGACCCUGUUUUGUCAUUGCAAUCUUGUCUAGGUCUUCAUAUAAUUUCUGCACCAUAGCCCAGUGCGCGCGUUACGGGUCGGAGAGUCAAGUGUCUCAGUUAUUCAAAAGCCCGCGCACCUAAGCCCGCCCUAUUCCUAAGCCCGCCCUAUUCCCAAACCCGCGGGCUGUUUUGCUGGUGUCUGUGCUGGUGUUGAAAACUGGCUUAUAUUAUCGUCUCGCAAGAUGUUUUUGACACGUUCAAUGCGAUUCAUGGCGUUUUCGAGUCGUUCCAGGCGUUGUCGUUUUUCCCAAUCGCGGCGUUCUAGUUCGUCUACCCGCUCCUCCAGCUUCGCUCUGGCACGGCGCUCAUCAGCCACCAUCUCGUUUGCUUGUUCAAACAGCGCUGCGCUGAGUUCCUCCAUUUCUUUGCUCGUAGCACUUAAACGGCCCUCCGCCUCCUGCCUAAGUGUUUGUUCGCGACCCAGUGCUUCCAGGAGAUCUUCUGCCAUUGACACUCCAGUUGCUGGAGUUGCUGGGAGUCCUGGGGCCGGCAUGGGAGCCAGUGUGGUCGUCUUUAAAGCCGGUGGCUUGUUGGUAGCUCGUAAAUUCGGCGUCGACUUGCGAUAUAGAAGCGAAGACAAAGACGCUGUAGAAGGUAGAAAGGAUGACCGUGUAGGGCUAGGGUCUGCAGGCGGUGAUACUGCAGAAUGCGCCGAGGCCGGUGGUGAGAUGACGGAUGGAUGCGAUCCCUUGAGUUUGGCCAGCUCUGCCUCGUAGUCUGCCCAACGACUGACGGCUUCGGAUGCCUUUUCGUUGAGCUGUCGAACCUGCUGCUCCAGCUCAACAAUGCGUGCUUGUGCGGCUGCGAGGUCCUUGUCAGCGUACGAGGAGGAUUUUUCAGGCAGGGGAGGCGGGAGGUCGUAGCCGCAGCCCGGGCAGCAAGUCGCCAUCUGGGUGUGUGGUUGUGCUUGUGCCAUGGUAUAGACCAUAGUGGAAGCCAUUAUCUAGCCAGCUCCGUCGGUGUUGGCGCUGUGAGAAGCUUGGGUGGUUCGAUUUGAUGGUGGCUGCGGGGUUCCUCGGCAUGUGCAGAAAGAUUUUAGGUUGCAAAAGAGCAAAGAAGGCACCUUUAUAGCGUGUGUUGGUGAAGCUGCGAGAUCAUAAGAGAUCAUACAGUCUGUAACUGAAGCGUGCAAAGGGGUGGGCGGGCAGCCUCAUGAAGAAGAAGCAGGAGAAAGGAAAAAGAACGAUGACGAUUGGCGCUCGGCAGGAACUUUACUG
[Torrubiella] hemipterigena is the source of this 3512-nucleotide messenger RNA. The record is from the annotation of a GenBank genome assembly. Lineage: Eukaryota; Fungi; Ascomycota; Sordariomycetes; Hypocreales; Clavicipitaceae.